AUGCGCGAUGGGGUGAAAUUGAACGUGGAAAUUUGCACGACACCUUCAACUGGGCUUACAAACAAGCUUGAUGCAAUGGUUCUAUCUCUAUCUCACCCUGCGCUCAAGACCAUUGCUCCCUGGGAGGGUUUCACCGAUAUCUACCACCAGUUCGCCAUCCGUGGAGGUAUGCCCACGCAUAUGCCUUUUGUCAGGGCGCUUACAAUGUCUUUCGCUGGGUCCAACUCUAUCGAGAACAUUGCUGAUAUGGUCACCUCAACUCCCCUUUUGAACGAACACUGGGCGGACAGGCAUGACCAGCUUGAGAACAUUCAAGUCCCCAUGUACAUUCUGGGAUCAUACACCAGCAUGUUUCACUCUUUUGGAUCAUUCGAUAUGUUUGAACGCUCAGGCGCGAACAAGAAAUGGUUGCGUGUCCACCCACACUAUGAGUGGUACGAUUUGUAUCGCCCUGAUGCGCAGAAUGAUCUUGCCCGGUUUUUCGAUCGUUACUGUAAGGAUAUCCAAAAUGGAUGGAAGAAGAGCACUUCGCCCUUGCGCCUGUCUCUCCUGGGCUUUGAAUCAAUUCCCGACGUGAUCGAGCGACCCGAGCGAGAGUUCCCGUUGGCAUCGCAACAACUGCAAAGGUUUUAUCUCCAUGGUGGGGAUAAGACGCUGAAGUCUGGAAUGGCAUCUCAGAUUUCAACGGUAACCCAUCGGGCUUGCGCUGCUCCAUCUAAGCUGACUUGUUCUCAGGACUUCACCCUCCGUUUCGAUUCUCACACGGAGAUUUCCGGCUAUGCACGAGUAUGUCUUUGGAUGUCCACCGCGGAUAGAGAUGAUAUGGAUGUUGUUGUUCAAAUCAGAAAGAUCGACAAGAAUGGCGAGAUGCUGAGCCACGUCAACUUCCCUGUUCCUGUUCCCAAAGACCAAAUCCCUGAUUUCAAUAUUGCGAAGUAUCUUGGGCCCCAGGAAUGCUUCGGGCUUCGCAUGCAGUUUCUCGGGAUGAAUCCAAAACAAGCAGAGAUGGCCAAGUUCUCUUCUACAAGCAUGACAUUCAGAAGAAAAUAG
Penicillium malachiteum is the source of this 1050-nucleotide messenger RNA. RefSeq lists its product as uncharacterized. The transcript has 3 exons. Bases 1 to 1050 code for a protein of 349 amino acids. Gene Ontology annotation, molecular function: dipeptidyl-peptidase activity. The record is from RefSeq and is a predicted model, not a curated record. NCBI's taxonomy places the organism in Eukaryota, Fungi, Ascomycota, Eurotiomycetes, Eurotiales, Aspergillaceae.